Molecule: messenger RNA, 383 nt
Organism: Trichosurus vulpecula (common brushtail)
Lineage: Eukaryota; Metazoa; Chordata; Mammalia; Diprotodontia; Phalangeridae
Product: U1 small nuclear ribonucleoprotein C-like
Biological process (GO): mRNA splicing, via spliceosome; mRNA 5'-splice site recognition; spliceosomal snRNP assembly
Cellular component (GO): nucleus; U1 snRNP
Molecular function (GO): zinc ion binding; pre-mRNA 5'-splice site binding
Source: RefSeq, a predicted model, not a curated record
AUGCCAAAGUUUUACUGUGAUUACUGCGAUACAUACCUCACUCAUGAUUCUCCAUCUGUGAGGAAGACACACUGCAGCAGGAGGAAGCACAAAGGGAAUGUGAAAGACUAUAAUCAAAAAUGGAUGGAAAAACAAGCCCAGAGCUUGAUGGAUAAAACAACCACUGCAUUGUACCAAGGAAGAAUUCCUCCCAACCUGUCCUCUGCUCCUACACUAGGAGGCCUUGAUCCCACCUCUUCACCCUAACAUGCUGCCCCCCCUCCUGGAAUGGUGCCUAUGAUGCCUGGCCCUCCAAUGUUUAGGCCCCUUCCUCAUCCCAUGAUGGUGCCCACUCACCCAGCAAUGCCCAGACCAGACAGAUAAAAUGGAGAGAAUAUAAAGAA